Messenger RNA from Calidris pugnax (ruff), 1646 nucleotides. It is a transcript of the gene STX8, whose product is annotated as syntaxin 8. The annotation marks the transcript as partial. Gene Ontology annotation, cellular component: endomembrane system; SNARE complex. Gene Ontology annotation, molecular function: SNARE binding; SNAP receptor activity. Gene Ontology annotation, biological process: vesicle fusion; intracellular protein transport. The record is from RefSeq and is a predicted model, not a curated record. NCBI's taxonomy places the organism in Eukaryota, Metazoa, Chordata, Aves, Charadriiformes, Scolopacidae. The transcript has 8 exons.
AUAUCAGAAGCUGUGCCGGGGUUUGGGCGCCUGUGGCUCCCGCUCUACGACGCCGCUUGCCAGGUGGCCCAGGAGGUGGCUGAGAAGAUCCAGGAGCGCAACCGGUACCAGAGGAACGGGGAGAGUUCAGCCAAGCUGAAUGUGAUUAUCAGAUCCUCGUUGCAGAACCUCAGAGAGAAGAUUGAUCAGCUGAGGGACUCGCUGCUUCGGGCUGUAUCAACACACCAGAUCACGCAGCUGGAGGGCGACAGGAGGCAGAACCUGGUGGACGACCUUCUCACAAGGCAGAAACAACUGGAGGCAUCUUACAAGAACGAAGGCCCGGAGCCAGACGUGAUCAGGUCCAGCCUAAUGACGGGAGGGGUCAAACGAGGCGUAACCAACCCGUGGCUCUUGGAAGAAUCUGAGGAAACCAGAGGGCUUGGCUUUGGUGAUCUCAGGCAGCAGCAGCGAAGGAUCAUAGAAGAGCAAGAUGCUGGACUCGAUGCGCUUUCUUCAAUCAUAUCCCGGCAGAAGCAAAUGGGGCAGGAAAUCGGGAAUGAGCUGGAUGAACAGAAUGAGAUCAUCGACGACCUCACGAACCUGGUGGAAAACACAGAUGACAGACUUCGCAACCAGACGCGGCACGUGAAGAUGGUGGACAAGAAAUCAACAUCCUGCGGAAUGCUGGUGGUGAUCGUGCUGCUGCUGAUCGCCAUUGCCGUGGUCGCUGUCUGGCCGACCCAUUAACGUGGGUAUGGAGCCCACCAGAGCUGCUGCUCGGCCCCUGAGCACCGAGACCUCUCCCCAAGAGACCGACUUUGUGCGAAGACCUUCUGUGUUCUGCAUCAACUCAACAGUCCCGGAAUGAAGCCGUGUCUGACAGCCAGCCCUCCGUCCUUGGCUGCACGGCUGAGGAGCUCUGCCUCAUUUGAAGGGUUGGAACUGAAAAAGGACUUUAUUCCCCCCUUCACUUGCCGCUCGGGAGGCUGCACUGGCCGUAAAAUAGAUGUUCUUCGAGGUGCUCCCUGCCUGGCCCAACACCGCUUCUGCCCAGCGGGCAGCCUUCCUGAGGGCUUUAAAAUACUAAAAUAAAGGUGUGGUUUGGGAGCACAGCGAUGGCGCCCGUCUGCCUUCUGAUACCUUCCUGCGGAAUGAAAGUGCUUAUGUUUUUUUCCAAGGAAUAGCUUUUUUGGGGAUGACUGCGUCUGGAUGGGAAAUGAGAGGACCCCAGGGAGCCCUGCGAGGCGGCAGGACCCCCGUGGGUGAGUCAGUCAGUCCCGUUUAUUGGGGUUGAUCUCCAGGGACAGAAACAUCAAUAGCAGCAGGACUCCAUCCAGGUGCUGGGGAAGGGGAAGCCCUGCCCAGCCUGUGCUCCCGAGGAAGGGGUUUUGUCCCCAGGCUCUCCCGGGCCGAGCGCAGGAGAUGCCCUGGUGUUACUCAUGUACUAAUCUCGGCCAUCGGGCUCUGCCUCUUUCUUUUAUAACUUUUCACACGCUGUUAAAACGGAAAGGAAGGAUUACCUAUGUGAAAACUAACAAAAAAGAAGUACUGAGUGUUUGCUUCGGGCCAAGAAAAUAAUUAUUUUGUUACAUGUGCCGGUUUGAUUUCAGAAUUGACAGAGCAAGCAAUAAAUAUUGAAUAAAAGCUGAUCCGUUUCUAUACAA